This is a messenger RNA of Formica exsecta, 2763 nucleotides long. RefSeq names its product zeta-sarcoglycan-like. Gene Ontology annotation, cellular component: sarcoglycan complex; sarcolemma. Gene Ontology annotation, biological process: heart contraction; cardiac muscle tissue development. The coding region runs from base 1 to 1026 and encodes 341 amino acids. The transcript is spliced from 4 exons. The record is from RefSeq and is a predicted model, not a curated record. Lineage: Eukaryota; Metazoa; Arthropoda; Insecta; Hymenoptera; Formicidae.
AUGUCACGGGGCCAAGGGGUAUGGUCCGACGAGCCUUGCACUUCCGGUAGUGCGAGUCGCCGCGGUGGAGCGCGGCAAAUGGCGGGAUCGUCCUCGAGAACGUCAACUUCCGCCUUGGAGGAGCGCGCUUCCGGUACCACGCCGUGUAAAAGCGGCUUCAGAUUAGGUGUCUACGGCUGGAGGAAAAGAUGUCUUUACUCCCUCGUGUUGACCCUCAUGGUCAUCGUUAUUCUCAACCUCGCUCUUACCGUCUGGCUUUUAAAAGUCAUGGGAUUCAGUUCCGAAGGUAUCGGUUCGCUAAAAGUGGUGCCUGGGGGAAUCGUACUAAGAGGUCAAGCUACCGUGUUAGAUGCUCUAGUGGCCUCCAACCUGAGAUCUCAACAGGGCAAAAACUUGGUGUUGGAAUCAUGGAGUAAUUUUACGGCCUCGGCGAGAUCUCACGAUGGUCGGCUUCUCGCGCGAUUAACAGUUGGAGAGGAUCGUGUCGACUGCGUAUCCAGAGGUUUCCGAAUAACCGAUCCUCGGGGAGGGGUGCUCUUUUCCGCGGACAGGGAACAGGUUAUCGUGGGAGCGGAAAUGUUGAGAGUGACCGGCGAAGGCGGUGCUGUUUUUCAGGGAAGUGUACAGACUCCACUGGUCAGAGGAGAAUCAGGACGUGGUCUUAGGCUCGAAUCAGCGACGAGAUCAUUAAAGAUCAGUGCUCCUGAACGAAUUGCGAUCGAGUCCUGGGCUAGCGAGAUCUCGGCGUCCUGCCUGACAGAUUUGAAGCUGCAUAGCGGCCACGGAGCCAUCCGACUCGACGCCAAGUCCGUCUAUAUGAAGGGUCUGAAGACAGCGAUGCCAGUGCAAGGACAUUCGUCCAGAGAACAGCAACAACAGCAGCAGCAACAGCACUCCGGUAGAUCAUCAUCACCUCAUCAGAGCCAGAGGGAGACUACCAUCUAUCAGCUGUGUGCCUGUGCAAGUGGCAAGCUCUUUCUCGCCAGGCCGGAGGCCAGUUGUCAGGCGGACAAAUCGAUUUGCUAAUACGAAACAACUCGACAGUCCUGAGUAUCACGAAAACACAGGAUGAUCUGUUACAAAUCGCGAUAAACUAUGUGACUCGGUGAUCCUGGCGAAAAACAUAAAAGAAAAAGAAAGACGCACUGCGAUCCGCCAAUCGGCAUGAUCGGGGACGAGGCCUUCAUUGGAACACUGCAAACGAUAUCAAACGAAUCUACCAUGCGUCAAAUAGACGGAAAUACCGAGUGCGACGUAUUAGGAAUCAUGAUGAGAGAUAGACAGAGAAAAGGAGAGAAUACGCUAAAUACGGAUAGUCGGAGCUAAUUAAUUAUUCCCAGCAUGCGCUAUUUUUCGAUGAAUGCGGCGUAUUCCCAAUACGCCUUUAAGUGCCGGGCGCUUUUUGGGAAUUUCCAGUUUAUUUAGGGCCUAAUCUGGACGCUGACAAGUAUUCUCAAGUACAUGUCAAUUAACUAAAAUCGCUUUUUCCCUUUUUUUUGAUUUUGUAAUUUAACGUCACUCACGUUUAAUUGAGUUGCCAUAUAAGAGCACGAUCGGGCGUUGUUGCGACAUUAAUCCCGCGGUUAAGGCAUACGUCAAUCUUCUCCGAUCGCGGGAGUUUGACGGUGCCAAUCUUCGUUGGUGAAACAUCCAGCCAGUGAAACGGUCAGGUGUUUUCUCCGCAAUCCGGAAGAGAGCACACGCCCGUCGUACGGAUACAAAGGAAAUUCUCGCGAGAUCUUGACCGGCAACCGGAAAAAUUCUCUCAAAUUCGCGGACAUUUGAAAAAUUCUCUCCGAAGAAUAUCUUCAAGCGGCACAUUCACCGAGUUCUUUCCUUUAACUUUUUCCCGCGUCAGCGCCGUCGGUCAAUGCGACAUGCCUUCUGAAGUUCUUGCGUUGCGGAAGAUUCGCAUAUUUUCUCGCGGCGUGCUUGCUUGUUUGGCGUUCCGGAUUCGGCCCCCAACUUGUAUAUCUCUCCCGGCAGGGCGUCGCUCGUCCGGAAGCCCUUGAAUUGUCCAUCGAGGAUCCGUCGGCUGGGAGAAUCCCGUGGUACCGUGAAUAGAUCCUAUAUUAACUAUGUGUACGUAGCACUGUCGCCGACACUACUCCGCGAUGCGUAUCUCGUCCCGGACUCCCAUCUCACUUUUGGCAAACUGUAAGGUUUGUAUUCGAGAAGUAAAGAGAGAAUUAAAAUUUCUUUACGCAAUCUUAAGGGGACAUAUCCCCUUUGAAACCUCGAAAAAUGAGUGUAUUUUCUAGAUUUUUUUGCAGUGCGACUAAAAAUUUUUAAUUUUUUACAAUAUUAUUACAAUAUUAUUAACUACUUAAAUAAAAACUUUCAGCUUAAAAAUAAUUUUUUUUUUUGAAGUUGUGGGAAUAUUUGUAGAGCUCCUCCAAAUUUUAGAUGGCUGCACGGUGUGCAUAAAAACGUUCGUUUAUCAUAUCCAAAAUCAAAAAUACAAGUUUUUUUUUUAUUAAACAUUAAUAACUAUUUGCUAUCCAAGCGUUUUUUCCAAAAUUUUAAAAAAUAAGAAAAUAGUGGCGUGUUGAAAAAAAGUUUCAUUUUUUUAAGAAAAAAAUCUAUCUUUUUUUAUUUAUAAUAAAAUAUCGGGGAAUCUGAUUUUAAAAAGGCUUUGUUAGCAAAUGCAAAAUCUUAUUAGGAACUCGCAUGCAAAAUUUCAAGUCAAUCCGUCGAACGUAGCCCGAGUUUUCAUGCACACCGUGCAUGAAAAUAUAAAUCUGCAAAUAUUCGCAUAACUUU